GAUGAUGGGUUCUUGCUUCUUUCAGCACUUGAUUCCCUUAUUAUUUGUUUUCUCUAGUCCUCCUGCUUUGUUAACAGUAGAAGCAUUCACUGGGACUUAUGGAAUAAACUAUGGAAGAAUUGCAAAUAACAUCCCUUCACCUGAUAAAGUAGUUACUCUUCUUAGAGCUGCUAAGAUAAAGAAUGUUAGGAUUUAUGAUGCCGAUCACAGUGUUCUUAAGGCCUUCAGUGGGACAGGGCUAGAGAUUGUUAUUAGCAUUCCAAAUGAAAACUUGAAAGAUAUGAGUGCAAAUGAAGAUCAUGCCAUGAACUGGGUUAAACAAAAUGUGCAGCCCUUCCUUCCAGACACCCUUAUUUGUGGGAUUGCUAUAGGAAAUGAAAUUUUGGGAGGGAGUGAUUUUGAGUUGUGGACAGUAUUGUUGGGUGCAGCCAAAAAUGUUUAUAAUGCUGUAAAGAAACUCGAUUUAGAUGGUCUAAUUCAGAUAACUACAGCACAUUCCCAAGCCGUCUUUUCUAACUCGUUUCCUCCCUCAUCUUGUAAAUUCAGAGAUAAUGUUGCUCAGUAUAUGAAACCUCUAUUGCAAUUCUUCUCACAGAUUGGCUCUCCUUUCUGUUUAAAUGCAUACCCAUUUCUAGCCUACAUGAGUGACCCUGGAAAUAUUGAUAUUAAUUAUGCUCUUUUUCUAUCAACAAAAGGGAUUUAUGAUCCUAAAACUCACCUGCAUUAUGAUAACAUGCUAGAUGCUCAGAUUGAUGCAGCUUACGCUGCAUUGGAAGAUGCUGGAUAUAAAGAUAUGGAAGUCAUAGUUACAGAAACAGGAUGGGCUUCACAUGGAGAUGAAAAUGAAAAAGCAGCUACUAUAGAUAAUGCACGGACAUACAAUUAUAACUUGCGGAAACGGCUUGCCAAGAAGAAAGGAACUCCUCUUAGACCAAAAAAUGUGGUUAAGGCUUAUAUCUUUGCAUUGUUUAAUGAGAAUUUGAAGUGGGGACCUACUUCUGAGAGAAACUAUGGACUUUUCAAGCCUGAUGGAAGCAUUUCAUAUGAUAUUGGCUUCCAGGGACUUCAAUCUUCAUCUGCAAAUUCACUACUUUCAACAAUUAAGGAACAGGGAGGUAGAGGUUGCUAUGAGCAUCAAAUCUCAGUAGCAAUAAUAUCUGCUUUAACUCUGCUUCUAUUCUUGCAAUGAUGGGUUAAUAUAAGUUUUGCCACUUUGAAUUCCCAAUCAAAUGUCAUUGAUUGUCCUGGCCUACAUUCAAAAGUUUCCAAAACAGCAUAAAUUAUUCGGUUCAUGAAGUAUUCUUGUUUUCAUGGAUGUCUACUAGAAAAUUACUGAUAUUUUUUUCAUAGAAAACUUGUCACAAUAAAAUGUAUAUUGUGAAUUAUUAAAGAACAAAUGCUGUCAUUUAACUUUUUAAGUAUAUUUCAGCAUCCUUCCAUUGCUAUUUCAUGUU
Messenger RNA from Cucumis sativus (cucumber), 1454 nucleotides. Its product is annotated as glucan endo-1,3-beta-glucosidase 14-like. Lineage: Eukaryota; Viridiplantae; Streptophyta; Magnoliopsida; Cucurbitales; Cucurbitaceae. The coding region runs from base 2 to 1189 and encodes 395 amino acids. The transcript has 3 exons. Gene Ontology annotation, cellular component: plasma membrane. The record is from RefSeq and is a predicted model, not a curated record. Gene Ontology annotation, biological process: carbohydrate metabolic process. Gene Ontology annotation, molecular function: hydrolase activity, hydrolyzing O-glycosyl compounds.